Molecule: messenger RNA, 2736 nt
Organism: Prunus dulcis (almond)
Lineage: Eukaryota; Viridiplantae; Streptophyta; Magnoliopsida; Rosales; Rosaceae
Exons: 8
Coding region: 158-1366 (402 amino acids)
Biological process (GO): proteolysis
Molecular function (GO): ATP-dependent peptidase activity; ATP binding; metalloendopeptidase activity
Source: RefSeq, a predicted model, not a curated record
UCAAAUUGAUUGUAGUGAAAUGGACAUAGCCAAUGAACCAGCUAGGCUCAAAUUAGUUGUGAUAUGAACCAAUGAACCAGCUGCUGCGUACCCAACUUCCAAAGCCAAUGAAAAAACCUAACUAAUAAACAAACUGCUCUCCAACGGUCUGCCUCUCAUGGCUUUUGCUUCGCCAAACCUCAAAUCCAUCCCUCACUUUCUCUCACCCCAGCCAUUUUCCUCCCAAUUUUCCUUUCUUUUCCUCCAAACACCCCGACGUGCACCACCACCCGCCAAAUUUCUUCACACCUCAAGGCGCCAAACCGUCCCAAGAUCCGCUCUUCGAGAAUGGAAAGAGUAUGAGGAGGCAGUGAAGCGCAAGGACCUAGCUGGAGCUCUCAGGUUCCUGCAAUCCAUUGAGACCCAGCAAAACCCAAUUGAGUUUGUUAAUGGGUCCUUACCAGCUGACCCGACCCUUCCUCGACUCGGCGAGUUGGGGUUUGUUGGGCAGGAGAGGGAUUGGGAGGUCCUGGACACGUGUCUGAAUGCUGAUAAUAUGAAGCUGGUGGGCAAAGCUUAUGGCUUUCUCAAGGACAAGGGUUUCUUGCCCAGUUUUGGAAAGUUCAGGAACGUUGUUAUGGAGGGAACGCGUGAUGUUACACCAACAGUGUUGAAGACUUCAACUGGUUUAGAAGCAACGAAAUUUGCUCCAAAAAAGUGGGGCCUUUCUGAAAGUUCUGGUCCCAUUUUGAUUGCCUUUCUUGGCGGGAUAUCUUUUCUUCUUUCUCAAGGCAUCGAUCUCAGGCCUAACCUUGCAGCAGUAUUGGGGCUAGCAUUUGCAGAUUCUGUCUUUCUUGGCGGUAGUUGUUUAGCUCAAAUCUCAAGUUAUUGGCCCCCAAAUAGACGUCGGAUCCUCAUUCAUGAAGCAGGGCAUCUGCUAAUAGCUUAUCUAAUGGGUUGCCCAAUUCGUGGGGUGAUAUUAGAUCCAGUUGUUGCAAUGCAAAUGGGCAUUCAAGGGCAGGCAGGAACUCAAUUUUGGGAUGAGAAAAUGGCCAAUGACCUUGCUGAAGGACGACUUGAUGGCUCUGCUUUUGACAGGUACUGCAUGGUGCUUUUCGCAGGCAUUGCUGCUGAAGCUCUUGUUUAUGGUGAGGCAGAGGGUGGAGAAAAUGAUGAAAAUCUAUUUAGGAGCAUCUGUGUUCUUCUACAACCCCCAUUGUCCGUUGCUGAGAUGUCAAACCAAGCAAGAUGGUCCCUUCUACAAUCUUAUAAUUUGCUCAAAUGGCAUAAAAAUGCACACCGAGCUGCAGUUGAAGCUUUAGGAAGUGGCAAUGGUCUUAGUGUUGUAAUUAGGAGUAUUGAGGAAGCAAUAUUAGCUAAUAGGUGAACAGAAGUAGCUUUACAAAAUAAUGACUCUUUACCCACAUGUGUCUUGAGGAUGGAAGCCUAAGAGAUUCAAAAUAUAACUGGUGUAAGAAAGGCCUGUUUCUGCACUGCAGUCAUUGUCUUCCGUCACUUGGCUAUCCCCCAUAAACAAUUCGGGUCUACAACAGACAAGAAGAGUUGUCUUCCAUCAGGUAGGUUGAUCUUAUAAGGAGGAAGAUUCUCAGCUAAAUGAAAACUCCUUAGAGAGAAAUGACCCAAUUUACUAGCUGGCUUGUUUCUGCGUUACCCCACACCAAGAUUUAAACACCAAGAAUACAAUAUGCAUGCUGAGGCCUAGAGAUGAGAGAGCACAAGUAAUUCAAGAACUCAAGACGGAAAGUACGGUUGAAGUGGUGGCUUGGCAAAUUUGUAGGUGCUACACUGUCCAACACGGAAAGUACGGUUGCAUUUCCUUCCACUUCCUUUCUUGUUUAUAUAACCUGGAUAAUCUGCUCGUGUGAAUUGUGCUUCCUCAACCAGAAACAACCCAACCUCUUCUGCUAACUUCACUAUGUUCCAUUUACUGAAAGGAUGGGUGGUCUUGUGAGUCACAUGAACUUCUCCACUUCCUGUGAGCAUUUCACGUGCACUGGUGAAGUACCCCUUGACCAAAUCCUGAUGCAACCUGAAAAAUAGAUCAGUCAAAAGAGACGUUACCAACAUCCUUCUUCUUGUCAACCAGUCUACCAUAUUAUGAUCCAUGUAGCAUUUUAGUCUUUAUUUAAACUUACUUAAUUUGGAUCUUGUUAUGUUCCAUCAAGAUGAAACCUGCAUGAGGAAAAUUGAAGACAAUGCGAUCGAAUCGUCUAUUCGUUAGCCGGGGGUGUUGGCUCAUGGUAUGAACAUCCACCUCAUGCAACACCGUACAUCCCCUGCCCUUUAACUCAUUCAAAGUGCUCGUUACAUUUGAAUACUUUUGCAUUAAAGACUCUGCGGUUAAGGUGUAAAUGAAUUCAGUCAGGAAAUUGACUUGUAGCAAGUGCAAUAACGAUGGUAGUCAAUUUCUCCCUUGUUACCUUUGGGGUCGAAAGAAGUUGCAACCAUCUUCACAGCAGAGCCAAAUUCUUUGGCUAAGCAAGCAGCAAAGGAGAAGUUGCCCUCACCCACUAAGAGUAUCUCCUGAGAGCUGCUAUAGUGCAUAAUCGUUUUCUCUCCCAUUUUAGAUCUCUUGUUUUUAAUUUUUAUCUUGAACAUCUACUUAAGAGUUGCAGGGUAGGGGGCAACUGUUGGCCUAACCGUUUGAUUAAGAAAACACACAUAGGGAUUAACAAGAAAAAGUGUGUUAUAUUAACCCAUUCAUGAUUUCCAAAGAAUUACAAGUUUGAAGGCUUA